AUGAAGGAAAACGACGUCAUCGCCAUCAUCAUCAUCCUCCUGUUCAUCGUCCUAGCCCUCAUCGCCUUCGGCAUCUACAGAUUAGUCCAGAUGGCCCGGGUACAAGGCACCGUCUCGGAAGAGAGUAUUUUUGCCCAGAGGACAGAACAUCUGAACCUCGCAGCCAAAACCCUUUCAGGCCGUAGGCGAAAGCAAGUUCUUGGAAGCAACCAGCAGCUAUAUGCAGGCAGACCGUGGCCAGUCGAGCUUGGCCAGCACCACAUUGUUAUUGUCAUUUACACGCAUAUAUAUUACGGCAUUUACGAUCUAAAUGUACAUAAAAGGAGAAACGGGGUAUUCGGGAUCACGGGCGCGGUAUACGCAUCUUAUUGGGGCUCAGGGAUGCAAGUGUUUGAUAUGUCGGGCAACGUAUAUUGUGUUGGGUUUUGUCUUGCCGGAUGA
Daldinia caldariorum is the source of this 441-nucleotide messenger RNA. RefSeq lists its product as uncharacterized. The record is from RefSeq and is a predicted model, not a curated record. The coding region runs from base 1 to 441 and encodes 146 amino acids. Lineage: Eukaryota; Fungi; Ascomycota; Sordariomycetes; Xylariales; Hypoxylaceae. The transcript has 2 exons.